Durusdinium trenchii is the source of this 608-nucleotide messenger RNA. The record is from the annotation of a GenBank genome assembly. NCBI's taxonomy places the organism in Eukaryota, Dinophyceae, Suessiales, Symbiodiniaceae.
GCAUUCCGAGAGCCCACAGGUGGAGGUAGCGCAGGGCGACCCACUGUGGGGCCAGCGUAUGGAACAAAGCUUGGCAAGCCUGGAGCCUUUGGUGGAGGCCACGAGCAGAAGCCUCCAGCCUGGGUCGGCCGAGACCGCCCAGAGCAACCAGGCCCAGCUCCAAGGCCUCCAACCAGGACGCAGUGAGUCUCCACGUGCUGUGGCCGGCAGAGCGGUCGUUGUCGAAAUCACGGAGCUCCAGCCUAAGCGCAGGCUUCCACGUGGGCAACGGGCCUGGGCUCAGAAAGAGAAACGCGUGAUUGAUGAAUCUCGGCGGUGUCAGGCCACAUGUAGAGAACCCCUUUAUUACCCGAUACCCACUAUACCCGAUUAUUAUCCUUCCUUACAGUCACCCUUGUCCUUUCAUGGAACAAAUAAUUCAAACUGGUUGGCUGCGCCCUCCAUUGAGGCCGUGGCCAUGCAAACUGGACUCACAAGGCUCCAAACAUGUCCAAUUCUGGGGAAGUCCUGAAGGCUUUGUUGUCGACGCUUCAACUUCAGUAACUUCUUUAGCAUGAAGGUCGACGCAGAGCUCUGAGCGUGGUCAGUGACUGGACGCUACUCAUGAC